Messenger RNA from Chrysemys picta bellii (western painted turtle), 3413 nucleotides. The record is from RefSeq and is a predicted model, not a curated record. NCBI's taxonomy places the organism in Eukaryota, Metazoa, Chordata, Testudines, Emydidae.
CAUCCCUUUUAGCCUGGAAUUUCUCUUCCCACCGGAUCUCACGCACUCUAGAGCGGGGCCAAGCCCCAGUCUGAGCUCCCCACAGUCCCCGGGGGGUUGAGGUUGGGGCCUCACGUGCACCGUUUCCUUCUCAAGAGGUGGGGCUCCUUGGCAGUGAUGAUUUGGGUCCCUGCUGAUAGUUUAUGAUGCCCCAGGGCCUUGGUGCCUCUGAGGCUUUCAGCCCCCGCCAUGGCUAGCAUUUCAGCUCCCCUGCUCCAGUCACUGUCCCAGGGCCAGCUCUGGUUCCUGCCUAGCCCUACAACUGCAUUGCAUGCCCCAUGUUUGCACCCAGCUGAUCCUCCAUCUAUGCCAGGCCUUCUGCUCUGGCCCGGGAGCGCGUCAGGCACAGGGGACCCCACGAGGAGCUGCCAGGAGCUCAGGCACGUAGCGGAAAGAGCUGUCUUCGCCGUGACAGGAGCUCCUGCAGUGGAGGAGAGCCUUGGAGAACAUCCCUUCGAAGACGGCACUAGCAGAACCACCGAGAUCUCCCUGUUGGGUUAUUAAAAUUCUGAGGCCCAACAGCGCAGGGAGGUGAACGAAACCCUUCCCAGCGCCAAGAGAGAGACGGGGGGUGUGUGACAGAGAGACAGACGGACGGCGUGUAUGAGAGAGACAGACAGACAGCAACAGUGCACAGAGACAAUGUGUGCACGGCGCUGGGCAGUGGGCAAGCGGGUGGGCGCUGGGAACGCGUGUUUCCCCUUGGGGUGUGAGCAGAGCCCAGCAGCCCCAGAGCCCCGUCCGCUCUGCCAGAGCACAACUCCAGGCACUUAUCCCUCCCCGGAGGGGCAGGAACUCAGCGAGAGCCGUCGCUGGUGGAGUUUCCGACACAGGAAAAAAACAAAGGACUAGCACGGAGCGGAAAGAGCUGCGUUCGCCGUGACAGGAGCAGAGCAGGGACGGGACAUGGAGUACGAGGCCAAGAAGGGGAAGAAGGGGUUUGUGUCUCCCAUCAAGCGGCUGGUUUUCCCCAAGGCAGCUCGCAGGCAGGCGGUCAGGAGCAGUGUCUACCGGAGGCCUCUGCAUUCGGUCCCUCUCUACCCCCCAGAUUAUCUCAUCGAUCCCCAAAUACUGCUGCACGACUACGUGGAGAAGGAGGUGAAGUUUUUAGGCCACCUGACCUGGGUGACAUCCUCCUUGAACCCCUCCAGCCGGGAUGAGCUGCUGCAGCUCCUGGACACGGCCCGGCUGAAGGAACUGCCCCUCCAGACAACCCCGGAGCAGGACAGUAUCCUGAGCCUGUCGGCCCGCUGCCUCCUCCUCACCUGGAGAGACAAUGAGGAGCUGAUCCUGAGGAUCCCCACCCAUGAGAUCGCGGCCGCCUCCUACCUGCGGGAUGAUGCCCUGCACCUCCUGGUGCUGAAAACAGGCCUGGGAGUUGACCCCGUUCCUGCAGGGGGCAACCUGGACAUGUACCCAGGGGGCAGUCUGGAGAAAAAGCUCCCUGGAGGGGCAGCUGAGAAGAGGCAGGCGGGGAUCUGCCCGGAGCCCAAGCACCUCGGGGGCACCAUGGAGCGCCGGCACACCAUCUGCAGCCUGGACUGGAAGAUGGCCCGGGGCGGGCAGGAGGGCAGGCAGGGCGGGGGAGGGAGCCUGGAGAGGAAGCAGGCCAGUGGCAGCUGGGAGAAGAGGCGCGGCAGCCGGGCGGGCGGCAGCUGGGAGCGGAGACAGACCUACAGCAGCAGCUGGGAGCGGAGGCAGCUGGGGAAGGCUGGGGGCAGCUGGGAGCGGGGUAAGACGUACGGCAGCUGGGAGCGGAGGCACACAGGGAAUAACCCACUGGAUCCCAAGGAGCCCAGCCCUGAGGCGUAUUGCAACCUCAUCAUCCUGGCCGUGGCCAACAGGGUGAGUAGCCGAGGGUGCUGUCCCCUUGCCAACCCACCCGGCAUUGACCCGCUCCGGAUCACCACCACAGCUGUUUUCUCUCACUGGGUGCAGGAUGCCGCUGAAGAAUCCUGUGCUCUCAUCUGCCAGGUCUUCCAGAUCAUCUAUGGGGACCAGAGCAUCGAGUGCGUAGACCGGGCUGGCUUCCACUACACCUCCACCCCCGAGCGCCCCUGGCUCUCCAGCAGGAGCGAGAGCUGCCGCACUGAUGGAACGUAUGGCUACGACGCUGAUUUCAGCUGCUGCAGCUCAUUCAAUGGCUCCCACGAGACCUUUGACGCAUAUUACAGUGGGACUUCUUCCCCUUCCUUUCGGGAGUCGCGUGACAGCCUGGCCAGUGACCAGAGCAGCGUGGGACUGGAGCAGCUGCAGGACUAUAUGAUCACAUUGAGGAACAAGCUCUCCCCCCAGGAGAUCCAGCAGUUUGCGUUGCUGCUCAGGGAGUACCGGAUGGGAAGGUCCGUCCAGGAAUACUGUUCUGAUCUCCUCCAGCUCUAUGGGGACAAGAGGAAGUUUCUCCUUCUGGGAAUGCGGCCCUUCAUCCCAGAUCAGGACAUCGGCUACUUCGAGAGCUUCCUGGAGAGCAUCGGCAUCCGGGAAGGGGGGAUCCUGACCGACAGCUUUGGGCGGAUAAAGCGCAGCAUGAGCAACACCUCCGCCUCCGCUGUGCGCAGCUACGACAGCUGGUCCCUCCGCUCCGAGUCGGAGUCCUUCAACCGCAUGAUCACGGACAUCACCCACGACAUCGAGGCCCUGGCACGUGAUGAGGAGGAGGAGGAGGAGGAGGAGGAAGACAACUAUCUGUGAGGGACUCCCACCUCCUCCCCCAAAGGGCGCUCGGUGAUUCACUCUGCGGCCAGGAGAUUCCUUGAGAUCCCGAAAACCUCUUGGCUGAAUUCGAAUGGUGCUAGCCCCACUCCAUUUCAGCCGAGCUGGGCUGGCACUAGCCCGCUGUCUUUUUAUCCCUCACUGCUCCAGAGCUGCCGCCUCAUCUCCUCAGUGGUCCUGGACUCUGCAAGGGGCCUGCUGGGGGGGAGAUUGAGCUGUUGCCAUUCGCUGGACCUUGGCUCCACACACCCCAGUGAGGCUCUGUCUGCACCUUGCCCCCGGCUGGAGUGGCUUGGAUUGUAGCACCACUAACAGCGGGAGGGGACUGAGACCUGCCUUACCUGGCGGUGGAUUUCUGGAGCAGCAAUUUACCGUUCAACGUUUGGGAUGAAAUUCUUCUCUCGGUGAGGCCAGUCCCCCCCUCUACAGGUCUGGGGAGGCUCCACGGGGGGAACUGCGGGCAGAGCUUUGUGUAAGGGGCCUGAUCAUUAACGAUCAUCCCAGCAGGAAGAGGGCAGCCGCUGCCCUCCACACGCACUAGCGACUCUCGUCAGCGUUCAUGGGAUUCCCUCGUCGGCACCCAGGGGAGCAGAGACCCUGUGGGCCAGGCGCGGGCAUGUGUUCUGAGUAAUUAGGAACAGCAUUAAACUCCAGGGCUGGUG